Messenger RNA from Aquila chrysaetos chrysaetos, 2668 nucleotides. RefSeq names its product MAPK activated protein kinase 2 (gene MAPKAPK2). Gene Ontology annotation, biological process: intracellular signal transduction; inflammatory response; toll-like receptor signaling pathway. The transcript has 10 exons. Gene Ontology annotation, cellular component: nucleus; cytoplasm. Bases 16 to 1194 code for a protein of 392 amino acids. The record is from RefSeq and is a predicted model, not a curated record. Gene Ontology annotation, molecular function: calmodulin binding; ATP binding; calcium-dependent protein serine/threonine kinase activity. NCBI's taxonomy places the organism in Eukaryota, Metazoa, Chordata, Aves, Accipitriformes, Accipitridae.
GCCCGCCCGCCCGCCAUGCUCUCCGGGGCUCCGCCACCGCCCGCCGGCUUCCCCAGCCCGCCGCCGCCUCAACCGCCGCCGCCCCCGCCGCCCGCCGCUCCCCCCCACGGGCCGCCGCCGCCGCCGUUCCCGGUGAAGGGCGGCCUGCAGAUCCGGAAGAAUGCCAUCACGGACGACUACAAGGUCACCACGCAAGUGCUGGGGCUGGGCAUCAACGGGAAAGUUUUGGAGAUCUUCAGUAAGAAGAGCGGGGAGAAGUUCGCUCUCAAGAUGUUGCAGGACUGCCCGAAGGCCCGCAGGGAAGUGGAGCUGCACUGGAGGGCGUCGCAAUGCGCGCACAUCGUCCGCAUCAUGGACGUCUACGAGAACCUCUACCAGGGGAGGAAGUGUCUGCUCAUCGUCAUGGAGUGCUUGGACGGCGGGGAGCUCUUCAGCCGAAUUCAAGACAGGGGAGACCAGGCCUUCACAGAACGGGAGGCUUCAGAGAUAAUGAAGAGCAUUGGGGAAGCCAUCCAGUACCUGCACUCAAUCAACAUUGCACACCGGGACGUGAAGCCGGAAAACCUCUUGUACACCUCCAAAAGGCCCAACGCUGUGCUCAAACUCACAGACUUUGGCUUUGCUAAAGAAACCACCACGCACAACUCCUUGGCCACUCCGUGCUACACACCGUACUACGUGGCCCCGGAGGUGCUGGGUCCGGAGAAGUACGACAAGUCCUGUGACAUGUGGUCCCUCGGCGUCAUCAUGUACAUUCUGCUCUGCGGGUACCCCCCCUUCUACUCCAACCACGGCCUGGCCAUCUCGCCCGGCAUGAAGAAGCGUAUCCGAAUGGGCCAGUACGAGUUUCCCAAUCCCGAAUGGUCCGAAGUGUCGGAGGAAGUUAAGCAGCUGAUCCGCAACCUGCUGAAGACAGACCCGACCCAGCGCAUGACGAUAACAGAGUUCAUGAACCACCCUUGGAUCAUGCAAUCCAUGCAGGUGCCCCAGACCCCGCUGCACACCAGUCGUGUGCUGAAAGAGGAGAAGGAUCUAUGGGAGGAUGUGAAGGAGGAGAUGACGAGCGCGCUGGCCACCAUGCGAGUGGACUACGAACAAAUCAAGAUCAAGAAAAUCGAAGAUUCCUCAAACCCUUUGCUGAUGAAGAGGCGGAAGAAAGCAAACCCCACCGAGCCUGCCACGCUCCCCCACUGAGGGUGCCCCGCGCCCACCGGCCCUUGAGAAAGCAAUAACUAUAUAUAUAUAUUUUUUAAGAAAAAAGACAAAAAGAGACAGACUGUUAUAUCAAGCGCAUGGAAUUCAGACAUUUAUACCAGACUAGUUAUUUUUAGCUACUCACCUGUGUUUCUGGCCUUUCCGGAGCAGGCGGUAAAAUCCCCCCGUCAGAUCCACACACUGCGGCCGGGGGUUUUGUCCUGUAGGUGAAUGCCGCCGAUAAUUGGAUUUUUUUUUUCUUUUGUGAAACAGUUUUGAUUUUUAUUUUUUCUUUUCCUUCCUUCCAAAGACAUGGAAAUUCCUGUGGUGACCUUUUUAGGGUAUAUAACGUAUAAAUAUUUUUUAAAAACUACUGUAGAGCUGAAACCCAGACAGCGUGUUCCCUGCGUGGAUGCUGGCUAGAGAUGGGCUUUGGGCUGGGGAGCGGGUUGCGGGGGGGGGAUGGGGAAGGAGAGCUGCCUUCUCCCCCAUCCCGCUGUGCGCGGCAGGGCUGGCGUGGGGGGGGGGGGGUGUCCCCGUGGCUGCCGUGCUUUGCUGGCCAGGGAAACCGCUGCUUUUAAAGCACGGUAGCCAAAAACACCCCCCCCCCCCCCACCCCUCCCUGACCUGGAAGCCUCGACUUUACCCAGCGGCACGCAGGGCUCCCCACCAGCGCCGUCUGCGUCGCUGUCUGUCUGUGCGUGGGGUGUGUGUCGUGUCCGUGGGUGCGGAGCUGCUCGUGGGUGUCGUCCCCCCCGCCGCCCCGCCGUGGCCACCGCAGCCUGUACCUGUGCCUGGAAUCCAGUUCUGACCUCAGGGGUGGGCAAAGGGGGGGACGAGCAGGAGGCCAGUGCCCCCCGUAUCCCCCCCCCAUUCUGCAGGGACGUGGGGAAAAGAUGCUCCCCUGCCGCCUCCGCCCCCCCCCCCCCGCUCCCGCAGCCCCCAAUUCCGGGGGAAAUGCUGUGCUGGGGCGUCCCCGGGGACAAGCGGGUGGCGUGGGGAGGGGGUGGGGAUGGCGUGGGGCCAUAGCUUGAGCCGGGACGGCAGCAUUGCCCCCUCCCUGGCCGGGGCUGGGGGUCGUGCUGCUCCCCCCCCCCCCCCCCAACCCCGGCAUGGCUCCUGCUGAGGGGGCUGCUCCUGCUGCCAGCUCCUGGGGGGGUUGGGAGCGAUCCUCCGCUUCCCGGGAGUAGGACGGCUGCUCUGAAGUCUUUAGUCCAUGAAUUAUUAUUAUUAUUAUUAUUUGUCACGAUGUUUCACUGCGUUAAAUGUGUUUGAAUGGGGAAAAAAAAAUUUUUUAAGGCAAUGUUUAGUUUUUAGGUGAUCUUUUAGACACUGUAUGGAAUUUUAAUUUGUUUUAAAACCCCGUUUUUAUUCCCCCCCCCCCCUUUUUUUUUUUUUAUUUUUGUCUGUUGGCUUAUACUAAUCUUCCCGGUCUGCUCUUCAGUCCUUUGGAUUAAAGACACUUAAUGCGUCA